Messenger RNA from Centropristis striata (black sea bass), 1272 nucleotides. RefSeq names its product actin binding Rho activating protein b (gene abrab). The record is from RefSeq and is a predicted model, not a curated record. Gene Ontology annotation, cellular component: sarcomere. NCBI's taxonomy places the organism in Eukaryota, Metazoa, Chordata, Actinopteri, Perciformes, Serranidae. The transcript is spliced from 2 exons. Gene Ontology annotation, molecular function: actin binding. The coding region runs from base 1 to 1272 and encodes 423 amino acids. Gene Ontology annotation, biological process: positive regulation of transcription by RNA polymerase II; positive regulation of Rho protein signal transduction.
AUGUCUGACAAACAGACCAGCCAAAGGAAACCAUCCACCAACAAGAACAUCAAGAAGCUGCGUGCUAUUAGCAUGGUGUGCAGCUUGGCGAGCAGCUGGCAGCAUUGGGUGACAGACAACGAGGAGAAGCAGGCCAGUGAACCCAGCGGCUGGGCUCCAACUUCACUGGGAGAACCAGAAGAAAAACCCAGAAAGACUUGGGUCCCUAAGAAACCACCUCCCGCUCCGAUCCAGCCAACAGAAGCUCCUCAAAAUGAUGUAAUCAGUUUAGGAGAGGCUGAAAAGACAUCAACUCCUCACAAUGAGACUAAAGAUGCAGCCAAGACUGAGGAGGUAAAGACCUCAGCUGAGCCACCAUCUCGCAUCAAGGUAAAACAAGUGGUGAAGACGGUUACCAGCGGGGUUCAGGAGAAAGGGGCUGGGGUCGGGCUCCUCACAGAGAAGAUCAAGAAGGAGUCUCUGCCGUCAGACGAGGAGAUUGACAGGCUUCUGAAGAAGAAGAGCUCACCGACACGCCGCAGAAAAUGCUCCAACAUGGUGUCAUCUCUGACCAAAAGCUGGAAGAAGGUGGAGAAUGACCAGAAGCUUAAAAAAGAGGGUGUUGGACCAGGAGAGGGACACACCUGUGGUGGUGGUGAUAAACAUGACAGUGGACAUAACGAGGCAGAGAAAGAGAGAGUGGGCAUAGAGGAUGUUCAAACACAAAGGAUAAGCUCUUUGAAAGAAGAAGAGCAAAACGACUCUGAAGAAGGCCCCGCAAUAAGGAUUAAAAGACCCUCAGUCCCAAUAUUCAAAAAAGAAGCUGAGGAUGCGAACAAGAUCAACGCCCUCUCCAAGAAAUACAGCGCAGUGGGAAACCUCAAGAGCCGCUGGCAGAACUGGGCCUCAGAGCACACUGAUAACCAGAAACUGAACCCCUUCAGUGAAUAUUUCGACUAUGAUUACUCCAUGUCCCUCCGCCUCCAGAAGGGCGAAGACGGUUACGGACGCCCCAAGGAGGGAACCAAAACUGCAGAGAGAGCCAAACGCGCCGAGCAACACAUCCACCGCGAGAUAGCAGACAUGUGUUACGUGAUCAGGACUAUGGCUGACCCGGGUCCGGACGGGAAGACCCGCAUCACUUUCGGAGAGCUGUUUGAGAGAUAUGUUCGGAUCUCUGACAAGGUGGUGGGGAUUCUGAUGAGAGCCAGGAAACACGGGAAGGUGGCGUUUGAAGGGGAGAUGCUGUGGCAGGGCCAGGAUGACGGAGUGAUCAUUACUCUGCUGGUGUGA